AAAAAAAAAACCAGAUUUAAAUCCAAAAGGUAGAAAUUAAACCACAACGGAAAGGCUUCUUACUGUGUAUUAUAAAUACACGGAAUGAUGAAUACAUGCCAGUUCAUGUUUCUGCGACUCUUAUUUAUCUCUCUCGGUCAUUUUCUCGAACACUGACAGCUCUCAGAUCUCUCUUCGAAAUUAUGAGGCUCCAAGCUAGCGAAAGCUCCAUAUAAUGCUUCUCCGCUUUAGUUUUGUUCUCUGAUUGAGUUGUUUCUGGUGGUGAAAGUUUGAUCUGAUUUGGAGAUGGACGGCAGCGAUGAGACGGCGCGAUUGGGGGCUUUGAACGUGAAGCCGGAUCGGAACGGCUUUGAUUCGGCCCCCGACGUCUCCGUUUCAUCGCCGGUCACGAGACAGAAAUCUGCUGCCGCAAAACAGUUUAUAGAGAAUCAUUACAAGAAUUAUUUGCAAGGAUUGCACGAGCGUAAAGAGAGGCGGCGAGCACUUGAAAGGAAAGUGCAGGAAGCUCAGAUAUCUAGUGAGGAACAAGAAGUUAUGCUGAGGAAUUUAGAGCGCAGAGAAACUGAGUAUAUGAGGUUCCAAAGACGUAAAGUUGGAAUUGAUGACUUUGAACAGUUGACAAUCAUUGGUAAAGGAGCAUUUGGUGAGGUUAGAUUAUGUCGUGCUAGGGGUACAGGAGAGAUUUUUGCCAUGAAGAAGUUGAAGAAAUCAGAGAUGCUUAGCCGUGGGCAGGUUGAGCAUGUCCGUUCUGAGAGGAACUUACUAGCAGAAGUUGAUAGUCGAUGCAUUGUUAAACUUUUCUACUCUUUUCAAGAUUCUGAUUUUCUAUACCUUAUCAUGGAGUACUUACCUGGUGGGGACAUUAUGACAUUAUUGAUGAGAGAAGACAUUCUUUCUGAAGAUGUUGCUCGUUUUUACAUAGCAGAGAGCAUUCUAGCAAUCCAUUCAAUUCAUCAGCACAGUUAUAUACACAGGGACAUAAAACCAGAUAACCUCAUACUGGAUAAGAAUGGCCAUUUAAAGCUCUCGGAUUUUGGGUUGUGUAAGCCCCUGGAUGACAAGUAUUCAACAAUUUUCCUGGACAAUGAAGACAUUACUACCCUGGAAUCGACAGUUGAAUUUGAAGGACAAGCUGGAAGUGAUAGAGCCCCUUGGAUGAUGCCAAAAGAGCAGCUACAGCAAUGGAAACGUAAUCGCCGUGCAUUGGCUUAUUCCACUGUUGGGACUCUUGAUUAUAUGGCACCUGAAGUAUUGCUAAAAAAGGGGUAUGGAAUGGAGUGUGAUUGGUGGUCUCUCGGGGCAAUUGUGUAUGAGAUGCUCAUUGGCUAUCCUCCAUUCUGUUCUGAUGAUCCAAGAAUCACCUGCCGCAAGAUAGUCAAUUGGAGAACCUGCUUGAAAUUUCCAGAUGAACUAAAAAUAUCAGCUGAAGCUAAGGAUCUAAUUUGCCACCUUCUCUGUGAUGUUGAGACAAGGCUGGGCACCAGAGGAGUUGACGAAUUAAAGGCACAUCCAUGGCUCAGAAGUAUUCAAUGGGACAAGCUGUAUGAAAUGGAAGCUGCAUAUAAGCCUAAAGUCAGUGGAGACUUAGACACACAGAAUUUUGAGAAGUUUCCUGAUGUGGAAGGUCCACCAUCCACAGCACCAACAGUGGGACCUUGGAGGAAGAUGUUGACAUCAAAAGAUACCAAUUUCAUAGGAUACACUUUUAAGAAAUCAGACAUCUUCAACUCACUGGAAAGUACAGGUACAGACAUGAGAUCAAAUGGACCUUCAAAGGCGCCAUCUUUAAUUUCAUUGCUAGGUCGGAUUGACCUCCAAGAACCUGUGAUAUCAGAAGGUGAGCAGAAACUGGAUUUAGCACUUCCACUGGAGUAGGUUUUCCUCGUCUGUUCGCUGCAACAAUCUGCCACCAAAGAAUUAUACAAAACUGGAUUCUAGAUUAAUUUUUUGUCCGACGAGAUGGAUAAGGUGAGAUUAAGAGUUGCUGUGGCCUGCAUUCUUUGUUUCUUCUCCGAAAAUAGAUGUACGUGUGACAAUUUUAAAGCCAAAAAUAUACCCGAAUUUGUAUCUUGACAGAAUUUUUCUUCACUCUACAUAGUGUUCCAGUUUCAGGAAUCGAAAAUUGUGUUCGAGCUACACAAUUCCUUAUCCUGUGUAUUUUUCAUAUUAAAAGGAAAUCCGCUAGGCAAUUUUGUUUGUUAAA
Molecule: messenger RNA, 2203 nt
Organism: Tripterygium wilfordii
Lineage: Eukaryota; Viridiplantae; Streptophyta; Magnoliopsida; Celastrales; Celastraceae
Product: serine/threonine-protein kinase tricornered-like
Exons: 12
Coding region: 286-1875 (529 amino acids)
Biological process (GO): peptidyl-serine phosphorylation; intracellular signal transduction
Molecular function (GO): protein serine/threonine kinase activity; ATP binding
Source: RefSeq, a predicted model, not a curated record